This is a messenger RNA of Hemiscyllium ocellatum (epaulette shark), 1720 nucleotides long. RefSeq names its product hyaluronidase-4-like. The transcript is spliced from 5 exons. The record is from RefSeq and is a predicted model, not a curated record. Gene Ontology annotation, molecular function: hyalurononglucosaminidase activity. The coding region runs from base 146 to 1624 and encodes 492 amino acids. Gene Ontology annotation, biological process: hyaluronan catabolic process; carbohydrate metabolic process. NCBI's taxonomy places the organism in Eukaryota, Metazoa, Chordata, Chondrichthyes, Orectolobiformes, Hemiscylliidae.
UCAGAGAAGAGCCCCUAGCUGCUGUCUGAAGACAAAAGGAAAACAAGGCAGUCUCUGAGCAGAUCUUCAGGAAUUCUCCUUUAAGAGAAGAACCCCUCAGCUUUGGUUGUUUGAAAACAAAGGGAGAGAUUGGAAGCUGAGAGCAAUGCUUGUUGCAGUGAUUCCCAAGAAGCUGGUCACAAAACAACUGGUGUUUGUAUUCAUAUUACAGACGACAAGUGGCCAGUAUUUUAAGCAAGCAAAAUCUCCAGUACUUCCACACAACCCAUUUAUUGCUGUGUGGAAUGCCCCAACAGAACAGUGCAGGCUCAGGUAUAAGGUGGAUUUGGACCUCAGUGUUUUUGAUAUAUUUUCCAACUCCAAUGAGACACUCAGUGGGUCAACCAUCACCAUAUUUUAUCACAAUCAUCUAGGCAAAUAUCCUUACUUCACCAAAAAUAAAGUUCCUGUAAAUGGAGGAAUCCCCCAGAACAUCAGUCUUAAGGAACAUUUGAAGAAGGCCAGGGCUGACAUUAAGAAAGUCAUCCCAGUUGAUGACUUCAGUGGUCUUGGGGUGAUCGACUGGGAAGACUGGAGACCUCUGUGGGUCCGAAACUGGGGUCAUAAAAAUAUCUAUCGGAAAAAAUCCAUUCAAAUUGUGAGAAAGCUUCACCCUAACUGGCCAGAAAAAAAAAUUAAGUUAGAAGCCAGGAAAGAAUAUGAAAAUGCUGGGUGGAAAUUGAUGAAUAAUACACUGGGGUUAGCAGAGAAGAUUAGACCGCAUGGCCUCUGGGGGUUCUAUCUCUUCCCAGAUUGCUACAACCAUCACUAUAAGAAAGACCCAAAGAAAUAUACUGGGAAGUGUCCUGCAAUUGAGUACAAACGUAAUGACAAGUUACUCUGGUUAUGGGAAGAAAGUGGCGCUCUCUAUCCUUCCAUCUAUCUACCACUUGAAUUGAAGUCAAGCCCAAAUGCAUUGAAAUUUGUCCAUUACCGACUGAAAGAAGCUAUCAGAUUAGCCUCCAUUGCCAUAAAGGAUUACACUCUUCCCGUCUUCGCAUAUGGACGUCCAUUUUAUGCCUAUGAGUUUGAGCCUCUCACUCAGAUUGACUUGGUUCAUACAAUUGGUGAGAGUGCUGCCAUGGGGACUGCUGGCAUCAUUCUUUGGGGAAGCAUCAAUUACGCAAGAUCAAAGAAUCACUGCUUAGCAGUGAAACAAUACGUGGACGGACCCCUGGGACAUUAUAUUGUUAACGUGACGUCUGCUGCAAAGUUGUGCAGCAAACAUCUUUGCAAGAACCAUGGCAGGUGUGUGAGGCAGAACAGUAACUCCAAAACCUACCUUCACCUGGAUCCAAACAGUUUCAAAAUCCAAGCCAAUCCUGAAGGAAUGUAUCCCAGAUUUUCUGUGAAAGGGAGAAUGAACACGAGGGAUAUCAAAGUCAUGAAAAAAAAGUUCACAUGUCAGUGUUACGAAGGCUGGAUUGGGAUAUCUUGCGAGGUACCUGUGCUUGAGAUUCCUUCUUUGGAUAAAAAUGUCCAGAGCACGGUAAUUAGAAAAAAUUCAGCACCGCUGCUACCAUUUUCAUUGGCCACUCCUGUUGUCUUUCAGCUGGUUUUUCAAACCUUUUAUUUUCAACACUAGAAAAAGCUUUAAAGUCUGGUUGAAGAUUUGUAGCUCGGGUGUCCGUUGUUGUGGUUCUGUUCGCCGAGCUGGAAGUUUUUGCUGCAAACGUUUCGU